Messenger RNA from Raphanus sativus (radish), 872 nucleotides. RefSeq names its product 50S ribosomal protein HLL, mitochondrial. The transcript has 3 exons. Gene Ontology annotation, cellular component: ribosome; mitochondrial large ribosomal subunit. NCBI's taxonomy places the organism in Eukaryota, Viridiplantae, Streptophyta, Magnoliopsida, Brassicales, Brassicaceae. Gene Ontology annotation, molecular function: large ribosomal subunit rRNA binding; structural constituent of ribosome. The coding region runs from base 134 to 718 and encodes 194 amino acids. Gene Ontology annotation, biological process: translation. The record is from RefSeq and is a predicted model, not a curated record.
AGCCUACCUGUGAUCGUUGUUGUCACGAGAACCCUAAUAUUACGGGGCUCUUUGCAGUAGUAGAGCACAAUUGUGUAGUAGUACACACUCUCAGAAAUCAUUUAGAUCGAAACCUCUCUCUCUUGUUGCAGAAAUGGCGGCAGCUUUAGCUUCCAGACUUACCAAAGGACGUUCGUUGCUUGGAGGUCUUACCAAUGCUUUCUCUGGUCUUGUGAGUUCAUCCAGUGGAAGCAUCCUUUCUCAGCAGCAGCAACAAAGGACGUUCAUUCAAAUGGGAACAAGACUCAAAGUCGUGGAUAACUCGGGUGCAAAGGAGGUGAUGUGCAUUCAAUCUCUAAGGGGAAAGAAAGGAGCAAGACUUGGCGAUAUCGUCAUUUGUUCAGUGAAAGAGUCUGCAACAAAAGUUGAUGUAAAGAAAGGGAAAGACGCCAUACAGAAAGGCAAAGUGAAGAAAGGGAGCGUCGUGUACGGUGUGGUUGUGCGUGCUGCGAUGCAGAAAGGGCGUGUCGAUGGAAGCCAAGUAAGGUUUGAUGACAACGCCGUCGUUAUUUUGGGGAUUAAGGAGAAAAAGACAGAUGAAAAGGGUAAGGAAAAAAAGCAAAACUAUAAGGGUGGUUUUAACCAACCGCUUGGUACCCGAGUGUUUGGUCCUGUCCCGCACGAGAUGCGCCUCAAGAAACAGCUCAAGAUCCUUUCUUUGGCUCAGCAUCUUGUUUGAGAUUGAGAGAGACUACACCACCUAUCAUCUUGUUUGAGACUGAGACUACACCACCUAUUAUUAUCUCUUUAUAUUAUGCGACUGUAAUCCAUUCAUCAGAUAGUCAGACUUCUGUUUUAUUAAUUAAACUAUUUGACAUUUUUUAGUCCCAACU